This is a messenger RNA of Anolis sagrei ordinatus, 543 nucleotides long. Its product is annotated as interferon-induced transmembrane protein 1-like. NCBI's taxonomy places the organism in Eukaryota, Metazoa, Chordata, Lepidosauria, Squamata, Anolidae. The record is from RefSeq and is a predicted model, not a curated record. Gene Ontology annotation, cellular component: membrane.
CAAUGAGAGAUGCAUCAAUUCUUUGCUGGAAGCGACUCAAAGGUCCUGCGCAUUGAUUGUUGAGCUGGAGGAACAAGGCAGGCAUUCACUCCCAAGCCAGGCUCAGUCCAGACUUUUUGCAGCAGAGAAAGACCCUCCGAAAAGUCUCUGAAAAUGGAGACUUCUCCAGAGAACGAUAACCCUACGCAUCUUGGGCUUUCCAUCUUCAACCUUCUCUUUUGCUGCUGUCCCCUCGGGCUCGCCGCCGUCUACUACUCUUGCCAGGUGAAAAAUGCCAACGCCGUGGGGGACAGCAACCAGGCCGCCAAAGCAUCCCGCACGGCCAACAUUCUCAACAUUGUCGGGAUCGUCUUCGGAGUGAUCGUUAUUAUCGCCAUCGUCGUUAUUUUCGUGAACAAUGCCAAUGCCGUGGGGAACAGCAACAUGGCUGCCAAAGCAUCCCGCACGGCCCGCACUCUCAACAUUGUCGGGAUCGUCCUCGGAGUGAUCGCUAUUAUUGCCGGCAUCGUGUUUUUCGUGGUCGUGGCAAAGAAGGCACACUGA